AUGCUGCGAAGAGCUGCAGGACGGAUACCACACGUCUGCGUCGUCGGGGCUGGGGUGGCCGGUCUCAGAUGCGCAGACGUAUUACUCCAGCAUGGUGUCCGAGUUACCAUCCUCGAAGGAAGGGACCGUGUCGGCGGCAGGCUUUGUCAGAGCAGUGCGCUGGGGCAUAUGGUUGAUCUGGGUCCGAACUGGAUACACGGGACCGACGAUAACCCGAUAUUGGACCUUGCCAAGGAGACGAAUACCAUGACCAUGACCUGGGACGGGCGGCAAUCUGUCUUUGACCAUCUGGGACAGCAAAUGCCGGACAAAGAGGCGGCGGAAAAUACGGAGAUCGUGUGGGAGAUUAUCGAGCAGGCGAUGAAGUAUUCGAACGAGGAGUCGGCGACGAUACCGGCGGACAAGAGCUUGUACCAUUAUUUCGAAGAGAAGGUCGCGGAGAUGAUUACCGAUGAGAUGGAGGGCGAUGAGCAGGUGAAGAGGAAACGAGAGACGAUUCUCGGUAUGGCGGAGAUGUGGGGUGCGUUUGUGGGAACGCAGAUUCAGAGUCAGAGUCUGAAGUUCUUCUGGCUAGAGGAGUGUAUUGAUGGGGAGAACUUGUUUGUUGCGGAGACGUACCAUAAGGUCCUGGCGAGGAUAGCGGAACCUGCGCUUGCGGGCGCGGAGAUCAAGUUCGGGCACAAGGUGAAGAAGCUUGUCUCCAAGGGAACGAAUGAGGAGCCCUGUGUCGAAGUUGAACUGGAGGGCAAAAGCAGCAUGACGUUUGACGAGGUGGUUAUGACGGCUCCACUAGGCUGGCUGAAGACGCAUGGCGAGGCAUUCGAGCCAGAGCUUCCGAACAGACUCAAGCAAGCCAUCGCCUCAAUAGGCUACGGCCACCUAGACAAGGUCUACAUCACCUUCCCAACCGCCUUCUGGAACUCCUCUUCCACCACCAGCCCCUCCUCUCCCUCGACCCACAUAUCCCACGACCCCUCCCUCCCCAACGUAACCGCCACCACCGCACCACUCCACCAGCCCCCUCCUUCCACCCAACCCACCGUCAACCCAGCCCACUACCCAGGCUUCACGCACUGGACACGCCCGACCUACGCCCACCCCACCAACCCCUCCCACUGGGCCCAAGAAGCCAUGAACCUCGCCGCGCUCCCCCCGCCCAACGCCCACCCAACCCUCCUCUUCUACACCUACGGUCCAACCUCUCUGCACCUCGCCACGCAGCUCAAGCCCUUCCCCUCACCGACCUGCUCGCCCGCCGCGCAGCAGCUACUAACUACCUUCUUCGCCCCCUACUUCUCACGGCUCCCCAACUACUCCGCGUCCAACCCCGCGCACCAGCCGUCGCGCAUCCUGGCCACCGCCUGGGCCAACGACGAGCUCGCCGGCUGCGGCAGCUACGCGAACUUCCAGACCGGCCUGGAGCGUGGCGGCGAGGAUGUGCAGGUUAUGCGGCGCGGCGUGCCGGAGAGGGGCGUUUGGCUCGCCGGCGAGCAUACCGCGCCGUUUGUGGCGCUGGGAACGGUGACGGGGGCGUAUUGGGCGGGGGAGGGGGUUGCAAGGAGGAUUGUGAGGGCUUAUGGGGGGGUGGAAGGGAGUCGAGGGGAAGAGAGGGUGCAUGUGGGGGUGAAUGGGAGUAGUUGA
This is a messenger RNA of Trematosphaeria pertusa, 1641 nucleotides long. Its product is annotated as FAD/NAD(P)-binding domain-containing protein. The transcript is spliced from 4 exons. The coding region runs from base 1 to 1641 and encodes 546 amino acids. Gene Ontology annotation, molecular function: oxidoreductase activity. The record is from RefSeq and is a predicted model, not a curated record. NCBI's taxonomy places the organism in Eukaryota, Fungi, Ascomycota, Dothideomycetes, Pleosporales, Trematosphaeriaceae.